Messenger RNA from Amorphotheca resinae ATCC 22711, 1105 nucleotides. RefSeq lists its product as hypothetical. The record is from RefSeq and is a predicted model, not a curated record. Gene Ontology annotation, biological process: DNA replication-dependent chromatin assembly; nucleosome assembly; nucleosome disassembly. Lineage: Eukaryota; Fungi; Ascomycota; Leotiomycetes; Helotiales; Amorphothecaceae. Gene Ontology annotation, cellular component: nucleus. The coding region runs from base 135 to 989 and encodes 284 amino acids. Gene Ontology annotation, molecular function: histone binding. The transcript is spliced from 4 exons.
CCCAGGUUCUCUACCCAUCACCCAUAAAGCGCGUUGGGUUCACCACACAUACAAAUACUCUCCCUCUCACGCAUCUUGAUUCUACCACUACCACGCUCGUAUCACAAUUUGGUGCACCAUUAUCCAUCAACAAGAUGUCGGUUGUAUCUCUCUUGGGUGUCAACAUCCUGAACAAUCCUGCCAAGUUCGGCGAUUCGUACCAGUUUGAAAUAACCUUUGAAUGUCUCGAAACCCUGAAGUCCGAUCUUGAAUGGAAGUUGACUUAUGUUGGAUCUGCAACUUCCUCUGAACAUGACCAAGAUCUCGAUACUCUCCUUGUUGGCCCAAUCCCUGUGGGGGUCAAUAAGUUCAUUUUCGACGCAGACCCACCGGACACCUCCAAGAUUCCCGAUGCAGAAAUCCUGGGGGUUACGGUGAUCCUCCUUACGUGUUCCUACGACGGUCGAGAAUUCGUACGAGUAGGAUACUACGUCAACAACGAGUAUGAUUCAGAUGAGCUCAAUGCGGAUCCACCGCCAAAGCCCAUUUUUGAAAGAGUCCGUCGAAACAUUCUCGCUGAGAAGCCUAGAGUUACGCGUUUUGCGAUAAAAUGGGAUUCUGAUGAAUCUGCCCCUGCCGAAUUCCCUCCUGACCAACCUGAAGCCGACUUGAUUGCCGAUGAAGAAGAAUAUGGUGCAGAUGAAGCCGAGGAAGAGGAUGAGGAGCUUGCCGAGGGUGCUGAGGGUCCUGGUGCCACUGAUCCCGAUGCCAUGGCCGAAGACUCUGAGAUGGCCGGAGCAGAGGUUGAUCCCGCCACUGCUGCCGGCGAGGAGUCUGACGAAGGCAGUGAAGAUCUCGAAGCCGAGAGCAGUGGCAGCGAAGACGAGGAACUCGAGGAAGAAGCGGCUGAGGGUGAUGCUGAUGAAGCAAUGGAAAUGGACGGUGUCGAGAAACCCCAUGGUACAAAUGGCGCAGCUGGGCAGCACAUGGACGCAGUCAUGGCUCAUUGAUUUGCAUAUACCCAAUGGCAUGCACACUUUGUUUAUAAAUUCUUUGUAGAGGAAGGAGUUGCCAUAGUUCUUUAUGACGCGAGCUGCUAGAUGCGAUACGAGGGUAGUCUACGAAU